Oryza sativa Japonica Group (Japanese rice) is the source of this 1685-nucleotide messenger RNA. Lineage: Eukaryota; Viridiplantae; Streptophyta; Magnoliopsida; Poales; Poaceae. The record is from RefSeq and is a predicted model, not a curated record.
CGCUUCUCUCCAAUAUUUUGUCGAACCGAUUGAGGGAAAAAAAAAGAGAAAAAGAAAAGAAAAAAAAGAAGAAGAAGAGAGAACUCGAACUCUCGCCUACCAUUUCGCCCCCCUCCGCAAGCAAUCCACCACUGCAUCGGCGGCGAGGGCUCACCGGCGGCGAGCCAUGUGCGGCGGCGCCAUCAUCCACCACCUGAAGGGGCACCCGGAGGGGUCGCGCCGGGCGACGGAGGGGCUCCUGUGGCCCGAGAAGAAGAAGCCCAGGUGGGGCGGCGGCGGGAGGCGCCACUUCGGGGGGUUCGUGGAGGAGGACGACGAGGACUUCGAGGCCGACUUCGAGGAGUUCGAGGUGGACUCCGGGGACUCGGAUUUGGAGCUCGGGGAGGAGGACGACGAUGACGUCGUCGAGAUCAAGCCGGCCGCCUUCAAGAGGGCCCUCUCCAGAGAUAACUUGAGCACCAUUACCACUGCCGGAUUUGAUGGUCCUGCUGCAAAGUCUGCCAAAAGAAAGAGAAAGAACCAAUUCAGGGGCAUCCGCCAGCGCCCUUGGGGUAAGUGGGCUGCUGAAAUCAGAGAUCCUCGCAAGGGUGUUCGUGUCUGGCUUGGCACUUUCAACAGUGCUGAAGAAGCUGCAAGAGCUUAUGAUGCUGAAGCACGCAGGAUUCGUGGCAAGAAGGCCAAGGUGAAUUUUCCAGAGGCUCCAACAACUGCUCAGAAGCGUCGUGCUGGCUCCACCACUGCUAAAGCACCCAAGUCAAGUGUGGAACAGAAGCCUACUGUCAAACCAGCAUUCAACAAUCUUGCCAAUGCAAAUGCGUUUGUCUACCCAUCUGCUAACUUCACUUCAAACAAGCCGUUUGUUCAGCCUGAUAACAUGCCAUUUGUUCCUGCAAUGAACUCUGCUGCUCCUAUUGAGGACCCUAUCAUCAACUCUGACCAGGGAAGCAACUCAUUUGGCUGCUCUGACUUUGGCUGGGAGAAUGAUACCAAGACACCAGAUAUUACAUCAAUUGCUCCCAUUUCAACCAUAGCUGAAGUCGAUGAAUCUGCAUUCAUUAAGAGCAGUACCAACCCAAUGGUCCCUCCUGUUAUGGAGAACAGUGCUGUUGAUCUGCCUGAUUUAGAACCCUACAUGAGGUUCCUUCUGGAUGAUGGUGCUGGUGACUCAAUUGAUAGCCUUCUCAACCUGGAUGGAUCACAGGAUGUUGUCAGCAACAUGGACCUCUGGAGCUUUGAUGACAUGCCCGAGCGAUUUCUAUUGAGGAAUUCGAAGUCUUCUAGUCGGAGCAUGUACACAGGGAAAAAAAAGGAAUAAAUACUAUUGGAGAUUGGGAGGCACCUGCAUGGCACCUUGGGGGUAGCAUAUCGUUAUGUUUAGCUUAGAUGCAAAAGGCUGCAUCCUGAAACUCUUUGGUGAUUGGACCUGUUCCCUAUCCGCUGUCUAUGUAUGGCAGCCAUCUAUGAGACUCAAGAACUGCUUUUUUUUUUCCGUUCUAGUUUUCUGUCGUUGCUACCUGUAUAUGGCUAUGAACAUCGUGAAUCCAUGGCCAUUAUGUUUUAAUCUAUGUUGUUGACUGCUCUUUCUUUCGGUCUUUGCUGUGCUGCGCUAUGUUGGUGAUAACUAGCUACCAUAUUGAUUUUCUGUACAUAAUUCAUUUGUUGAAUCCGAAAUUAAAUAGUGCAUU